This is a messenger RNA of Prunus armeniaca (apricot), 2856 nucleotides long. NCBI's taxonomy places the organism in Eukaryota, Viridiplantae, Streptophyta, Magnoliopsida, Rosales, Rosaceae. The record is from the annotation of a GenBank genome assembly.
AUGUACCAGUGGAGGAAAUUCGAGUUCUUCGAGAAGAAAUUGGCGGGAAAGUGCUCGAUUCCCGAGGAAGUGAGCGGACGGAUCGAGUGUUGCUCGAGCGGCAGAGGGAAGGUGGUGAUCGGUUGCGACGACGGCACCGUGAGCUUCCUCGACCGCGGCCUCAACUUCAGUUAUGGCUUUCAAGCUCACUCCUCCUCCGUACUCUUCCUUCAGCAGCUCAAGCAACGCAACUAUUUGGUGACAAUCGGAGAAGAUGAACAAAUUACUCCGCAGCAAUCGGCAAUGUGCCUUAAGGUUUUCGACCUGGAUAGAAUGCAGUCGGAGGGCACGAGCUCGAGCUCAACGAGCCCUGAUUGCAUUGGGAUCUUGAGGAUAUUCACCAACCAAUUUCCUGAAGCAAAGAUUACGUCGUUUCUAGUACUAGAGGAAGCACCUCCAAUACUGCUUAUAGCUAUUGGCUUAGAUAAUGGUUGCAUUUACUGCAUUAAAGGGGAUAUUGCGCGAGAACGUAUCACCAGGUUCAAGCUUGAGGUUGAUAAUCUCUCUGACAAGAGCUUGUCCUCGGUGACAGGACUGGGGUUCAGAGUAGAUGGUCAGGCCCUUCAGUUGUUUGCCGUGACUCCAUCUUCUGUGAGCUUGUUCAUCUUGCAGAAUAAAACUUCAAGGGGGCAAACCCUAGAUCAGAUUGGAAGUAAUGCCAACAGUGUUGCCAUGAGUGAUCGCUCGGAGUUGAUAAUUGGUCGACCUGAGGCUGUGUAUUUUUAUGAAGUUGAUGGGCGAGGCCCUUGUUGGGCUUUUGAAGGACAAAAGAAAUUUUUGGGGUGGUUUCGUGGAUACCUUCUGUGUGUUAUUGCAGAUCAAAGAAAUGGCUACGAUACUUUCAACAUUUACGACCUGAAGAACCGUCUAAUUGCCCACAGCCUAGUGGUUAAAGAGGUUUCUCACAUGCUUUGUGAAUGGGGUAACAUAAUACUUAUAAUGGCUGACAAGUCAGCUUUGUGCAUCGGGGAGAAGGAUAUGGAGAGCAAGUUAGAUAUGCUCUUUAAGAAGAAUCUUUAUACUGUUGCCAUCAACCUUGUUCAGAGUCAGCAAGCGGAUGCUGCCGCAACUGCGGAAGUGCUAAGAAAGUAUGGGGAUCAUUUGUAUAGCAAGCAAGAUUAUGAUGAGGCAAUGGCUCAGUACAUCCAUACCAUUGGUCACCUUGAGCCUUCUUAUGUGAUACAGAAGUUUCUAGAUGCACAAAGAAUCUACAACCUUACAAAUUACUUGGAAAAAUUGCAUGAGAAGGGGCUUGCUUCUAAAGAUCAUACCACUCUUCUACUGAAUUGCUACACCAAAUUGAAAGAUGUUGACAAGCUGAAUGUGUUCAUUAAAAGCGAGGAUGGUGUUGGAGAACAUAAGUUUGAUGUGGAGACUGCAAUAAGAGUCUGCCGUGCGACCAACUACCAUGAGCAUGCAAUGUAUGUUGCUAAAAAGGCAGGGAAGCACGAAUGGUACUUAAAGAUCUUACUUGAAGACCUUGGCCGAUAUGAGGAAGCCUUGCAAUAUAUUUCAAGCCUUGAACCAAGCCAAGCUGGAGUGACAGUGAAAGAGUAUGGUAAGAUUCUCGUAGAGCACAAGCCUGUGGAGACAAUUGAGAUACUUAUGAGGCUGUGCACUGAAGAUGGAGAAUCAGGCAAGAGAGGAGCCGCUAAUGUUGCAUACUUAAAUAUGUUGCCAUCUCCUGUUGAUUUUCUUAACAUCUUCAUCCAUCAUCUGCCGUCGCUUAUGGAUUUUCUUGAAAAGUAUACUAACAAGGUGAAGGACUCUCCUGCUCAAGUAGAAAUCCAUAACACACUCUUGGAGUUGUACUUGUCCAAUGACUUGAGCUUCUCAUCAAUAUCACAAGCUAGCAAUGGUGAAGAUCUAAAUCUCAGGGCUAGAUCAGGUGCAACUGCAACGUCAAGAUCAGGGUCCAAUGGGAAAUUUAUUGCUGAUGGCAAAGAUUCAAAUAAGGAAAAGGACCGUCUGGAAAAGCAAGAGAAAGGGCUACGACUGCUUAAGAGUGCAUGGCCAUCUGAGCUGGAACAUCCACUUUAUGAUGUUGAUCUUGCCAUAAUCCUUUGUGAAAUGAAUGAAUUUAAGGAAGGCCUUCUCUAUCUAUAUGAAAAAAUGAAACUCUAUAAAGAGGUGAUUGCUUGCUACAUGCAAGCUCAUGAUCAUGAGGGUUUGAUUGCAUGCUGCAAACGACUAGGGGAUUCAGGUAAGGGUGGGGACCCAACUCUGUGGGCAGAUCUGCUAAAAUAUUUUGGUGAACUUGGAGAAGAUUGCUCCAAGGAAGUGAAGGAAGUUUUGACAUAUAUAGAAAGGGAUGACAUCUUGCCUCCUAUUAUUGUUCUUCAAACACUGUCCAGAAAUCCAUGUCUCACACUCUCUGUCAUUAAGGAUUACAUUGCUCGAAAGCUAGAACAAGAAUCAAAGUUGAUCGAAGAGGACCGUCGAGCUAUUGAGAAGUAUCAGGAAACCACGUCAGCAAUGAGAAAAGAAAUUCAGGAUCUUAGGACAAAUGCUAGAAUUUUUCAACUCAGCAAGUGCACUGCAUGUACUUUCACUCUUGAUCUCCCAGCUGUGCAUUUUAUGUGUAUCCACUCAUUCCAUCAGCGAUGCCUCGGCGAUAAUGAGAAAGAAUGUCCUGUAUGUGCUCCGGAAUACAAAUCUGUGCUAGAAACGAAAAGAAGUUUAGAGCAGAACUCCAAAGAUCAGGAUCGAUUCUUCCAGCAAGUUAAAAGUUCGAAGGAUGGUUUUUCUGUGAUCGCUGAGUAUUUUGGGAAGGGGGUCAUUAGCAAAACCAGUAGUGGACCCACAGGUGGUUCUUGA